Solea solea (common sole) is the source of this 2878-nucleotide messenger RNA. It is a transcript of the gene trim32, whose product is annotated as tripartite motif containing 32. Gene Ontology annotation, molecular function: protein binding; zinc ion binding. Bases 244 to 2304 code for a protein of 686 amino acids. The record is from RefSeq and is a predicted model, not a curated record. The transcript is spliced from 2 exons. Lineage: Eukaryota; Metazoa; Chordata; Actinopteri; Pleuronectiformes; Soleidae.
UCUGCAAACCCCUGUGUCUAUAAACUGCAUCAGGACCACGGUGGAUGACACAGCACCACGCCGCAGCAGCAGCCAAUCAAAGCCACGCUCGGGCCUGUGCGUAUUACGUCACACAACGGCUCCGCGUACGCGACGUCGUCAACACUGCAGUCCGUCUCCCACACUAGCAGCUGCAGUAGCAAACACAGAACGCCCAUCACAUCCUCUGUACUUUCAAGCAGCUCACUUGGAAGAUAAAGAAUCAUGAUGGCAUCACCAUGUUUUCCACUGGACCCAGAUCUAAUGAGGGAGGUACUUGAAUGUCCAAUCUGCCUCGAGACCUACAAUCAGGAACAAAUGAGACCGAAACUCCUGCAGUGUGGUCACACAGUGUGCCGACAAUGUCUGGAGAAGCUGUUGGCUAAUACAAUCAACGGUGUCCGCUGCCCCUUCUGUAGCAAAGUCUCCCGCAUGAGCAGUAUCUCUCAGCUGGCUGAUAAUCUCACUGUGCUGAAAAUCCUUGAUUGUACUAUAUCCUGCAGUGCUGCUGCUGCUGCCCUCAUGUGCAAGGCCUGCUGCAAUCGUCUGCCACGACAGUACUGCCAUGACUGUGCCACAGUCCUCUGUGAGUUCUGUAAAGGGGAGGGCCACCUCCAAGAAGGCCAUACCGUUCAACCGAUUAGGGUGGCUGCUGAACAGCGUCGUAAAGAACUGGGUGGCAAGAUGUCUGCUUUGCGCAACAUUAUGGGUGAUAUUCAGAAGAAGAAGACAUCUGUUGAAAGCAUCUCCAAGGCUUUGAGAUUAAAAUACCGUGCCGUGCAGCAGGACUACUCUACUGCUGAACUAUGUUUUCAAGAGGAGCUCAGCAGGGCUCGAAGGACAUUCACUGCUUCCAUGACAGAAGUAGAGAAACUCAAUGGGCAGGUCCUGGAGGAGCAAACAUAUCUUCUUAACAUUGCAGAGGUAAAGCUGGUAUCACGCUAUGAUUAUCUCACAAUGAGGGUGAGGCAGAGUGAUAUUGCCUUACUUAAGGACGACGGUGGGGGCAGCGACGAUGAGGAUCUGGAUCUGAGGAGCAGCUUGCCCACCACGUUUCAGUUGCAAGAGCCAGAACUAGUCCAAGCAGAGCACUCCAAGCCCUUACAAGUGGGCCACUUGGCCACAAAUACUUAUACUGUCAAUACAGACCAUGAGGAGAGUGGGUUAGAGAUUGGACUUGAGGGUGAUGUAGAGGGUGUAGCUGGGGCAGCAGGGGCCACUAGUGGAGCAAUGGAGGCUCGAGUGGAUAUUUACCGAGAUAUUGACAUGACUACAGUUGUAGAGGAGGCCAUAUAUGGUUCACCAGGCAGCUUCAAGUCAAAGUCCUUGGAUGCAGCUGGAGGAUCACCUAGAGGAACCGAGGCAAGUGCAGGGCCCCCAGUCUGCCAGUAUUUGAAGAAGAUGGGCUCUAAGGGAACUCUACCUGGUAUGUUUAAUUUACCUGUCAGCAUCUGUGUAACAUCACAAGGUGAGGUGCUAGUGACCGACCGUGGAAACUACCGUGUCCAGAUCUUUAAUCGCAAAGGCUUCCAUCGUGAAAUUCGCCGCAAUGCCAGUAGCAUUGACAACUUUGUCCUGAGCUUCCUUGGGGCUGACUUGCCUAAUCUUAUCCCCCUGUCCAUUGCUGUCACUAAUCAAGGUCUGAUUGGGGUCACUGAUAGCUAUGAUAACUCUGUUAAAGUCUACACAAUGGAUGGACACUGUGUGGCUUGUCACAAGAACCAACUGAUUAAACCCUGGGGUAUUACUGCCAUGCCAUCAGGCCAGUUUGUGGUGUCAGAUGUGGAAGGUGGUAAGUUGUGGUGUUUAGCAGUGGAUCGCAGUGCGGGCGUGGUGAGUUGCAGCAGACUGUGCUCUGCUGUCAGGCCAAAGUUUGUGACAUGCGAUGCAGCUGGAACUGUUUACUUCACCCAGGGGCUGGCACUGAACUUUGAAAAACGUCACAAUGAGCCCCACCUGGAGGGUGGCUUCUCCAUUGGUUCAGUGGGUACUGAUGGCCAGCUGGGCAAGCAGCUCAGCCAUUUCUUCUCAGAGGCAGAGGACUUCCGCUGUAUCACUGGCAUGUGUGUGGAUGCCAAUGGAGAUUUGCUGGUAACAGACAGUGGCAGGAGAGAAAUUCUCCAAUUUCCCAAAGAGGGUGGAUUCAAAAUUCUCAUCCAGGAUGGGCUGACCUGCCCUGUGGGAGUGGCCACCACCCAGAAAGGACAGCUGCUGGUGCUGGAUUGUUGGGACCACUGUAUCAAAGUGUUCUCUUACAUUCAGAGGAGGCAUUCUUCCAUUUCUUAGAUAACUGCACUGGUGAAUAAGAGGUUUAGUAGGUAUGUGUUUGUAGGUGUAUAGGGGAGUCUGAAAAUUGUUGAAAUCACACACACUAUUAUCUGUCACUGAAGUUUGGCUGUGCUCCAAACACAGCCAAACUCCAGCUUUCAUUUGGGGUAUAACUGUAAAUGGAAGUUCUAGUUGGUUCAGUUAAGUUUUAAGGCCUCUGGAUUUUAAUGAAAUGAGUGAAAAUCAACUACUUACAUAGUUGUUGCCUUUUACGUAGUUGUUUGAAUGGAUCUCAACACUGAAGCAGACUUUGCAGCGAUGUUUAUGUAGAAGAAUAAUGACAAACUUGACACAUUUAAAAAAAGAUAAACUGGCCAUUAUUGGCAAAACUAAUGUAGGCACAAAGUAUGGAUCAUUUCUUUUCUCUUGUCUUAUUGGCUGCUGUGUAUCCAGAAUUCACCCCAACUCUCUGAUGCAUGGCUUUCACUGAUGUUCAGCUUUACAACUUACAAAUGAGAAGAAGAGGAGCUAAACAUAAAUGUGUAUUUAUGGAAUAAAGCAUACCAAGGCUUUCGGCCUGUGAAGCACUUUA